Papilio machaon (common yellow swallowtail) is the source of this 1073-nucleotide messenger RNA. RefSeq names its product 6-phosphogluconolactonase (gene 6pgl). The transcript is spliced from 4 exons. The coding region runs from base 76 to 777 and encodes 233 amino acids. NCBI's taxonomy places the organism in Eukaryota, Metazoa, Arthropoda, Insecta, Lepidoptera, Papilionidae. Gene Ontology annotation, biological process: carbohydrate metabolic process; pentose-phosphate shunt. Gene Ontology annotation, molecular function: 6-phosphogluconolactonase activity. The record is from RefSeq and is a predicted model, not a curated record.
UUUGACAUUUAUUUGACAUAGAAAACGGCGGCGGUGCACUUUUAAAACUUCUUUUUCUUUAGUUUUAAAGUAAAAAUGACUACUAUAAAAGUUAAAAACGAACAAGAAAUCAUUAAGAAACUCUCAUCUUAUGUAGAAAAAAUAUCAAAUGACGCUAUCGUAAACAGAGGACGGUUUUAUAUUGGGUUAUCAGGUGGCUCUGUGAUUAAAUACCUUUGUGAAGGUCUUCCACAAGUGAAAACAGACUGGUCGAAGUGGACAUUAGCAUUUUGUGAUGAAAGAGUAGUACCAGAAGAUAGUGAUGACUCCACAUUCGGUUGUUAUGAAAGAAUGUUGAUACCUAAAACUAAGUUGUCUAGAAAUCAGUUUAUUAUCUUAAAGCAAGGAGUUACGGCCGAGGAAGCAGCAAAAGAUUACACAGAACAAUUGAAAGAAGCAUUUAAAAGUGACAAUUUUAAGUUUGACUUAUUACUACUGGGUAUGGGUCCUGAUGGGCACACAUGCUCCUUGUUCCCUGGUCAUCCACUCUUGGAUGAAGUGGAUCUGAAGGUGGCAGCUAUCACCGAUUCUCCCAAGCCACCUCCGGCUAGAAUAACAUUAACCUAUCCAGUUAUAAAUAAUGCUAGGAACUGUAUAUUUGCUUGCAGUGGUGCAGGAAAAGCGGAGAUGCUUAAACGUAUUUUAAAAGACAAAGAAGAUUUACCGGCAGCCAGAGUACAACCAAAAGAAGGUUCCGUAUAUUGGUUAGUUGAUGAAUCUGCAGCACAAAAUCUUUAGAAAACAUUUCUUAUCACCAAUAUUUUACACUGGAUGUAUGAUAUUAGGUGAAAACUGUUAAUUUGUAUGUCAAAUACAAAUUUUUAAUCAAUUAAUUACAUCAAUGUCAUAAUUUUACAAGAAAUUGUUUAGGAUGUUUCCGAUUGUGAUUAGGGAAAAUUUCCAAAAUGGUGACCUUUUAACUAUCAUUUUCAAUUAAAAGAAGAUAUUGUUAUCUUUAGUUCUUCAAAGCAAACUGAAAAAGAAUUCAAAUUUUAUAAAACUAGCUAUCGCCCGUGACUCUGUCCGCAAUGGAA